Molecule: messenger RNA, 642 nt
Organism: Syngnathus acus (greater pipefish)
Lineage: Eukaryota; Metazoa; Chordata; Actinopteri; Syngnathiformes; Syngnathidae
Product: gamma-crystallin M2-like
Exons: 3
Coding region: 45-566 (173 amino acids)
Biological process (GO): lens development in camera-type eye; visual perception
Molecular function (GO): structural constituent of eye lens
Source: RefSeq, a predicted model, not a curated record
AGGGCCAGAAGCAGCAGUUGUAGUGCGACCGGGUCAGCGACACAAUGGGCAAGAUCACAUUUUACGAGGAUCGCAAUUUCCAGGGCCGUUCCUACGAGUGCAGCAGCGAAUGUCCUGACCUGCACUCGCACUUCAGUCGCUGCAACUCCAUCAGGGUGGAAAGCGGUGAAUGGAUGGUGUAUGAGAAACCCAACUUUUCGGGUUAUCAGUACUUCCUGAGGAAAGGCGACUAUUCAGACUAUCAACGAUGGAUGGGAUUCAACGAUUGCGUGAGAUCCUGCCAAAAGAUACCUAAACUUCAAGGUUCUCACAGACUUGUCAUCUAUGAGCGCCCCGAGUUCAAGGGUCAAGCCAUGGAACUCAUGGACGACUGCCCUUCGCUGUACGAACGCUUCCACCAUAACAAUAUCCACUCCUGCCACAAUGUCGAAAGCCACUGGCUCCUCUACGAGCACCCGCACUACAGGGGGCGGCAGUAUCUGGUGCGCCCUGGGAAAUACACGCACUUCAACGAAUGGGGCAGCUCAAGUCCGAGGGUGGGUUCCAUCAAGCGGAUCAACCUGUAGGAGAAGGGCCUUUGCGCAUAUUGUUGAAAUAGAUGACUGUCAAUAAAUGCUCAAAUAAAAAUACUCGGUGACUGUA